AAUGAGACAUUAUGAGAGACAAUAAGGGAGCGUGCUAUAUUAAAGCGUGCAUACUUUUGUGAUUUCAAAACACAACAACCUUUUUUGCAACCAAUAACUGUUUUAAAAAGAGACCUUUCAAAGAGUACAUUAGUACUAACAAACAACAACACUUUCUUCAAAACCAAAAGAGUGACCACUAACAAAAUCUCUUCUUCUUGUCUAGAGAUUUCAUUAAUUUCUUCAAACAAGUCACUUCUCUACAAGGAAUAAUGUCUAAUAUGGUUGAGGUUAGAGUUCCAAAUCUUGAUUGUGAAGGGUGUGCUUCAAAAUUAAAGAAAGCUCUCUUCAAGCUCAAAGGAGUAGAUGAUGUAGAAGUUGAAAUGGAAGCACAAAAGAUAACAGUAAGAGGCUAUGGUUUAGAAGAGAAAAAAGUAUUGAAAGCAAUAAAACGCGCCGGAAAAGCAGCAGAACCAUGGCCAUUUCUUCCAGGACAUACUCAUUUUGCUUCAUUUUACAAAUAUCCAAGUUACAUUGUUAAUCAUUAUUACAAUGAUGCAUACAAAAGUGAAGCUACAAAUGGAGUUCAUACUUUUUUCCAUACUCCUUCUGUUUAUUCAGUUGCUGUUGCAUCUGAUGAAGCUUUUGCUUCAAUGUUUAGUGAUGAUAAUCCUCAUGCUUGUACUAUAAUGUAAGCUAGGUUAAUGUUAAUUUGCUUUUUUCUUUUUUGGUUGUUUAUUUUUUUUCUUUGAAAUGAAGAUUAAGAAGUGAAAAUUGAGUGAGGCAUGUUUUUGCACUACAAGGGAAUCAUAAAGUGUUUUGUGUUUGUUUAUUGGUUGAUUUUGUUUUUAUUAUUUUGUAUAAUUUUCUUGAAUGUAUUAUCAUCAUAUACCAUC
Messenger RNA from Trifolium pratense (red clover), 875 nucleotides. RefSeq names its product heavy metal-associated isoprenylated plant protein 31. Bases 252 to 674 code for a protein of 140 amino acids. Lineage: Eukaryota; Viridiplantae; Streptophyta; Magnoliopsida; Fabales; Fabaceae. Gene Ontology annotation, molecular function: metal ion binding. The record is from RefSeq and is a predicted model, not a curated record. The transcript is spliced from 3 exons.